UAGGUUACUAAGGUUACAUGGUCACCAAGUUUUACCCGAUGCACUGAAGCAUUUUGAGAAAAAUGGUGAGUUCUUUUGCUUUGCCGGAGAAACAAGUCCGUCAAUGUCAGCAACAUACAAUCUUUAUAGAGCUUCUCAGGUUCUUUUUCCUGGGGAAAUGAUUCUUCAGGAUGCCAAAUAUUUUUCGUUCAAAUUCUUAUCAGAGAAACGUGCGUCUAAUGAGAUAUUUGAUAAAUGGAUCAUCACAAAAGAUUUAAUUGGCGAGGUGAGUUACGCGUUGGAUGUACCUUGGUAUGCUAGUUUACCGAGAUUGGAGACAAGAUUUUACAUAGAACAAUAUGGUGGUGAAAACGUUGUUUGGAUUGCAAAGACACUUUACAGGUUGCCUAGUGUGAACAACGAGAUUUAUCUUGAACUUGCCAAAUUGGAUUACAGCAAGAGUCAAGCAGUGCACUCUGCAGAAUGGGAGAAAAUCCAACGAUGGCACUCGGAAACAGGACUGGAGGAAUUUGGAGUGAGUAAAGAGAGUCUUCUCCAAGCUUAUUUUGUGGCAGCAGCUUGCAUUUUUGAACCUGAAAGGUGGUUAGAGCGACUCGCAUGGGCUAAAUCCGUAACUUUGACUCGUGCAUUCAAGUUCCAUAUCAACCAUGAUGAAGCAAGGAAGGUCAUUCUAGAACAACUCAAUAACAACUUCAACAGACAAGACUUGUCAAACAGGAGGCUUGAUAAGAACAACAAAAACGAGCAACUUCUUGGGAUUUUGCUGAUAACUCUUGACUAUCUUGGAUUGGAGUUCUUUCAAAAUCAUGGACAGGAAAUUUCCCAUUAUUUGAAUCAAAUUUGGCAGAGUUGGUUGUUUAGUUGGCAAAAUGAAGGAAGCAGCUCCAAAAGAGAAGCAGAGUUGAUUGUGCAAACUAUAAAUUUAAUGGCUGGUGAUUGGUUACAAGAGCUACAGCUAAAUACUCAGUACCAACGAUUACUCAAAGCUGUUCACUGGUUUAUGCAGUUGCAAUUUUUCUCCCCCUAUCUUUGAAACAGAAUUCUUUACCUUUUGUAAGUUGGAAUCUGAAAACACUGACCUGUUGGAGCAGAUUUUGCAUUCUAUUUCUUUCGAAAUUCUGUAUCCAAAUUGAGUUCCCCGUUUCAUUUGUCCUUUCAUCAGAUUUGGGUUCUUUUGUUUUGAUCACCAAUUCCUCCAACGAAAAUACUGCUUCCUCUAGUAUAAACCAAGCCACUAUGUCCACUCCCUCUACUUCUGCAUCCGUGC
Arachis ipaensis is the source of this 1267-nucleotide messenger RNA. Lineage: Eukaryota; Viridiplantae; Streptophyta; Magnoliopsida; Fabales; Fabaceae. The record is from RefSeq and is a predicted model, not a curated record.